AUGCUCUUAGCACUUUUGACAUCUUUGCUAGUAUUCUCUCAGUCGAUCAGUGCAUCUGCUUUGACAUUUACGUUAGGUGCUCAAGAGAAAUCAUGUUUCUAUAUUUUCACAGAGAGACCGAAAACUCCAAUCAGUUACUAUUUUGCGGUACAGAGUGGUGGAUCUUUUGAUGUCGACUACACUAUUAUUAAUCCAAGAGGAGAAUAUAUCGAAUCAGGUGAAAAAGAAAGACAAGGCGAUUUUGUCUUCACAGCCGAAAUUCCAGGCGAAUAUGAAUUCUGCUUUGCUAACGGAAUGUCUACAUUCGCAGAAAAGGUAGUUGAUUUCGAAGUCAAAUUUGAAAAUGAAGAAGACGAGAAGGGGUUCAAAGCUAAAAUGCCUGAACAGCCUAAUGUGAGACCAAUUGAACACGUUGAAAAUAUGCAAGCUACAGUUGAUGAGAUUGAUCAACAAUUGAAUAACCUCUUGAGAACCUUGCAAUAUUAUAAGACCAGAAAUAACAGAAAUCAAGCAACUGUCAAAUCAACUGAGUCUAGAAUUUACUAUUUCUCAAUAUUUGAGGUUUUGCUUAUGGUUGGAAUGGCAUUUUUGCAAAUAACUAUUGUCCAGUUGUUCUUUAAAGGAUCUAGAAAGCAAUUGGUCUAA
Messenger RNA from Priceomyces carsonii, 645 nucleotides. RefSeq lists its product as uncharacterized. Lineage: Eukaryota; Fungi; Ascomycota; Pichiomycetes; Serinales; Debaryomycetaceae. Gene Ontology annotation, biological process: intracellular protein transport; endoplasmic reticulum to Golgi vesicle-mediated transport; protein retention in ER lumen. The coding region runs from base 1 to 645 and encodes 214 amino acids. The record is from RefSeq and is a predicted model, not a curated record. Gene Ontology annotation, cellular component: COPII-coated ER to Golgi transport vesicle; endoplasmic reticulum-Golgi intermediate compartment; endoplasmic reticulum. The transcript has a single exon.